AUGUUUGGAGGAUUCGCCCCCCCGCAGCAGUCGCCCGAGGAGAUUCGCGCCAUGGAGGCCGAAGCGACCUUUACCGUCCAGCAGGUCGCUGCCACGGCCAUCAUGCUCUACCUCUACCAACGAAAACAUCAUGUAACACUACCUUACACCACAUUGCUUCUCGCUCCGGCACAUGAUCCAUUGGCGGAUGCCCGCGCCGGUAUUUCCGAUUGGCGAAAUGUUGAUACCUAG
Messenger RNA from Trichoderma reesei QM6a, 231 nucleotides. RefSeq lists its product as uncharacterized. The transcript is spliced from 3 exons. The record is from RefSeq and is a predicted model, not a curated record. Bases 1 to 231 code for a protein of 76 amino acids. Lineage: Eukaryota; Fungi; Ascomycota; Sordariomycetes; Hypocreales; Hypocreaceae.